CGUGAUAUCAAAAUGUCCGUCAAAUCCAUGACUCAAGACUUCCCGCUCGACAGAUAUAGGGCUGGCGGUGGACAUCCUACUGGCCAACGUAACGGCAUUGAGGAGAACCUUGAAGAAUCCUUCCCCAGCCACUUUACCCAGUUGUUCAACAAGUAUGCCGGACCAAAUGGCACCUGGCACAGAGACCAGAUCGGUCUGUUCAUGCACCACGUCCAAGUCGAAAACCCUGAUGGGUUGGCUAGUUACCUUGUUGAUCAAGAUGAGCUGAACCUACCCGAGCUAAUUAACUCAAGCCACAACACGUAUCUCACCGGCAACCAACUUUCAAGCGACUCAAGUACUGAGGCGUAUAAGGAUGCUUUGCUACGUGGAUGUCGUUGCAUUGAGAUUGAUGUCUGGGAUGGCAAAGAACAGUGGAAGCCAGGAUUCGGCUCAGAGGAUGAAGUCGAACGGGAAAUGAAGGACGCUUCUCUGGAUGCUGCACCUAGAAAAAUGGGCUUCAAAGAUCGAACCAUCAUCAAGAUUGGGCGAUGGGUCAUGAACAAGUUUGAUACGGUUGAUCCUCAUGGCAAAACGAUUGAUGACAGACUCUUGGAUGUUAUCGAUGCCGAGCCAAGAGUUCUGCAUGGCUUUACUCUCACCAAAGAGGUUCUCUUCCGCGACGUCUGUCAAACCGUCAAAGAGUAUGCUUUCACUACAUCCGACCUCCCGCUCAUUGUCAGCCUGGAAGUUCAUUGCUCUCCACUGCAGCAAGGCGCCAUGGUAAACAUCAUGGAGGAGGUCUGGGCUGACUAUCUUCUCCCUGCACCCGAGGUCGAGUCCGACUGCCUACCCUCUCCUCACGAAUUGAGGAACAAGAUUCUGGUCAAGGUGAAAUAUGUCCCAGAAGACGACAAAGGAAAGGGCAAGAACACGCCUGAUAGCACGGAUGAUGAGAGUAUGCUAGAGGUUGUGGUGGAGGGGGACGAGAAGAAGGUCAAGAAGGUCAAGCCACCCAAGAUCAUCCCGCGACUGAGCCGCCUUGGUAUUCAUACUCGAGGGAUUAGUUUCAAGUCACUUGAGGAACCCGAAGCGUCGAUGCCAAAUCACAUCUUCUCUCUAUCAGAGAAUGCAGGCUUCGCUAUUCAGAGACGUAUGCCAAAGGCUCUGUUCUCACACAACAGACAGUUCCUCAUGCGGACCUAUCCACAUGGUAUGCGGUUUGACUCGUCCAACUACGACCCUGUCAUUUUCUGGCGCGCUGGUGUGCAAGUCGUGGCUCUCAACUGGCAAUCAUGGGACCUGGGUAUGGUACUCAACGAGGGCAUGUUCAUGGGCUCAGAUGGAUAUGUUCUCAAGCCUGAGGGAUAUCGUCACGAUCCAAGCGAACUGCACAGUGUUGAGGAGUCUCAUAUCCCUAGUAAGACAUUGGAGAGGGUGGCUAUCACAAUCAUAGCAGCACAGAACCUCCCCUUACUCAGCCGUCUUGAUGAUCCCGCCAAGUUCAUCUCUUAUGUCAAGAUUGGCCUGCAUACAGAGCCAGAUGCGCUCUCAGCCAUGGUCGAUGAGGACGCUACUGUUGAACAGGUCAAGCAAGUUGGGUAUAGUAGAGAAACAGGUAAAAGCAAAGGAACCAGUCCAGACUUUGGAGGCGAGACGAUUGAGUUCCUCAAUGUCGAGGGUGUGGUUCCCGAACUGGCUUUUCUUUCAUUCAGGGUCAUGAAUGAUGUACCUGGACCUGAUAUCAUGGCUGCUUGGGCUUGUGUUCGUUUGGAUAGGUUGAGGCUUGGAUAUCGCUUCUUGAGGUUGCUAGAUAAGGAGGGGAUGCCGAGCAAGGGUAUAUUGUUGGUCAAGAGUGAGCUCAGGGAAGUCUCUUAG
Molecule: messenger RNA, 1857 nt
Organism: Fusarium redolens
Lineage: Eukaryota; Fungi; Ascomycota; Sordariomycetes; Hypocreales; Nectriaceae
Product: PLC-like phosphodiesterase
Exons: 2
Coding region: 13-1857 (614 amino acids)
Biological process (GO): phosphatidylinositol-mediated signaling; lipid metabolic process
Molecular function (GO): phosphatidylinositol-4,5-bisphosphate phospholipase C activity
Source: RefSeq, a predicted model, not a curated record